Molecule: messenger RNA, 252 nt
Organism: Aspergillus melleus
Lineage: Eukaryota; Fungi; Ascomycota; Eurotiomycetes; Eurotiales; Aspergillaceae
Exons: 1
Coding region: 1-252 (83 amino acids)
Source: RefSeq, a predicted model, not a curated record
AUGCAACUCAUCACCUUCUCCGCCCUCGCAACCGCCUUCCUGGCUGUCUUCGCGGCCGCGAACCCCGUCGAGCUCGAGAAGAAGGAAGCCGACCCGGCCUACUACCGCGAGGCCGAGGAGUACUGGCGCCGUCCCGAGUACUACCGCCCCGUGCACUACGGCCCUGCUCCCGGCGCUGGUAUCGGCAUCGGUGCUAACGCUGAUGCCGCUGCUGAUGCGCACCUCGGUGUUGGUAUUGGCGCUGGUCGUUAA